This is a messenger RNA of Sturnus vulgaris (Common starling), 2339 nucleotides long. It is a transcript of the gene SELENOS, whose product is annotated as selenoprotein S. Gene Ontology annotation, cellular component: endoplasmic reticulum membrane; Derlin-1 retrotranslocation complex; Derlin-1-VIMP complex. Gene Ontology annotation, biological process: retrograde protein transport, ER to cytosol; endoplasmic reticulum unfolded protein response. The record is from RefSeq and is a predicted model, not a curated record. NCBI's taxonomy places the organism in Eukaryota, Metazoa, Chordata, Aves, Passeriformes, Sturnidae.
UGCGGGCGAUGGAGCUCGGAGGCGCUGGGCCCGCGGCGGGGCCCGGGCCGGCGCUGGGCCGGGGCGGCCUGGAGGCCCUGCAGCACACGGUGGGCUCGGUGCUGGCCAGCUAUGGCUGGUACAUGCUGCUGGCCGUCGUCGCCGUGUAUCUCCUGGUGCAGAAGGUGUCCCGCAGCCUGGCGGCGCGGCCGAGCGGCCGGCGCGGAGCGGCUGAGGCGGCGGAGGAGCCUGAUGUGGUGGUAAGAAGGCAGGAAGCUUUGGCAGCAGCUCGCCUCAGGAUGCAAGAGGAAUUGAAUGCACAAGCAGAAAGAUACAAAGAAAAGCAAAGACAGCUGGAGGAGGAGAGGCGAAGGCAGAAGAUCGCCAUGUGGGAGAGUAUGCAAGAAGGAAAAAGCUACAAAGGAAACCUGAAACUGAAUCAGCAAGAAGUAGAAUCUGGUGCCUCCGCCUCAGCAGUCCCAAAAUCUAAACCAAACAAAAAGCCUUUGAGAGGAGGUGGCUAUAACCCCCUGUCUGGAGAAGGAGGAGGGACGUGCUCCUGGAGACCCGGCCGGCGGGGCCCCUCAGCAGGUGGAUGAGGCUAAUGUCCCUAGUGUCCCCUGGCACUAGCAGCCUUGAUCUUACCCCCUGUCUAACUGCCUACAGCCAGCCUGUCACAGGGACUCCUUUGGGGCUGGUUUAGUGCACUUGUUAACUUAAAACAGUUUUUUGUUUGUUUGAUUUGCACCGUUUCCAAAUUGUAAUGCAUUGGCUGAUCUUACACCAGAAAAAUAUCUGAUCCUCUUCGAGAGGGCAAAGAGAGAAGCAAUUUCAGUAUUACCAGUUAAUUUUCACUCUUCUGUAGAGAGGGAACAUAGUCUCCAGCCAAGGUGGAUCACUUGGGAUUGUGAGGUCUGGGCUCUCUGACAAAUUUAGUUACCUAUGCUCACUUAACCUCUGUAAGAUGAGGAUAUUUACCGUCUUCAGACAUGUUACCAGAUUUACCUUCCAGCUAAACACAGUUAUUUAGAGAGUAAGGAUAUUAUCAUUGGCAGACACCUUGAAUUUAGGCAGAGGGACUUUCAGAAAAAGCACAGGUGAUCUGACAAAUGCCACGGAUUUGCACUGAAGGCCAGUUACUGCAGAAGAGUCUCUGUGACAAGCCAGCUUGAAUGAUGUUUUCCUUAUAAAUGGUGAACAAACCAGUGAGGAUUACUGAUGCUAGACAGCAGACAGGGGGGUCUUGCUAUUCCUUUUUUUCUUCUUUUUUUUUUUUUCUUUCUUUUUUUAUUUCAACUGCUUUGUAAAAACAAGACACUAUUAAUAUUAAAUAUAAUUGCAAACAUCAUAAAUCUAGUGUUUACAAUCUCGUGGUUUUCUACAGCAUCUUUUUUUAUAGAAGGCAUUUGUUCUAGUGCAAUAAAUGUGUAUAAAGCAAGGUGGGAGAUGAAGUGACCCUGCUGCAGCUUGUGCAGCACCAAAGCUGAGGGUGGUGUGUGCUGAGGAGGGCUCUGGCAAGUGAGGGGUGCAAGGAGUGUGUGGUGUUCCUCCUUCUGGUGUGUGUCCAGCACUGAGGACAGAAAACAAUUGGUCAUCAUAACCAAACUUUCCAAGCAUCCCUAACCCUUGAUUUUCUCUCUAAAGUGCAACAGACAAAUAAAAUCCAGGUUUUCUUUGGAAAGGAGUGAAAUCAUUCCUGUUGGCAUGGAACAAGUGUCCCUGUGUCCAGUUGCUGUUCCUGAGCUGAUCUGUGGGCAUUGGGGUAAGGAGCAGUGGCUCCUUAGAGCUUAGGGUGCUUGAGCACUUGUUUGUGAAUAUUUACUCUUGGAAUACUUGUGCUUAUCAAUAGAUACGAGUGUCAACUUUGAAUACACUUGUUUUUAUGCAUGUUGGUAUUUCUCUUCAUUAGAAAUCCAACAGGAGUGUGUUACUAGAGAGUUUUUAAGUUGGUAAUUAAAUUAAAAGGCUAAGAACCUUUUGUUGUAGACACAACAAAGUGUUUUGUCAAGUGUGUGUGGAAGGUGAAGUGAGGCUGUUGAUGGAAAUUCAUUCAGAGGCCAGUGUAUGUAACUUCAGGUUUUAGUCCUCAAUAAGGUAAAAAGAAAUAGAGGUGGGGAAGGAUAUUUUCAACAUCUGAAGAGUCUUCCUCAGGAAAGUGGACUAAGUUGUAAUGCCUUAGGGAACAUCUCCCUCAUGUUGGGGAAACAGGCAACAGACUGAGGUAUUGUCUUCAGAAAAACAACCGGGGGAGGUUGUUGUCUUAAAGAAGCAGAAAUCCUUGUGUUGAUAACAUGGUCAGGGAUGAGUUUAUUUAAUUCAGUAAAAACAUCUGCAAAAUAAAUAAGCAGGUCUUAACUGAG